ACUACCGUGCAUUGGUACACUGCUAUGACUUUCAAGCCAGCGAACGUCCCUGCAUCUUUUAUAAGCAGCGGCGCGUGCGCAACCAGUUUGCAUGUUUUGCCAAUCCUUAAGAAGCACAUACCACUUAAAUAACUAGUGGCUUUUCACGCACGCUAGGUUUUACGAGCAAGAGCCCCGCAACGGUUCCUGACGAGCACGGCCGCGCGCCUUUGACCGCAAGGCAUUCAAUAAGAAACUCGCAAAACUUAAUGGCUAUAGAGUCUGGAAGUCUACCUGGGACAGCACGCCCAGAGGAGCGCCCUUCUAACGGGUUGAACUCGCCGGUUUAGGCCUGUGUUGGGAUUGUCUAAAUACAAUACAACUACGGAAGCUGCUAAGCGUGGCCGGGAGCGACACGGCGGCCGAGGCCAAGCGUGACAUCUCCCGAGCCUGCCGGCCAGACUGUCGAGCGUUGUGAGCUUCACGCGAUUCCUUCACGCGGGGCCCUAAGGGAACGACCCUAACAAUUUGCCGGACACCCGGCAGGAGCUCGCGACGCCUGACGCUUGUCGUGCGCCGGAAACGGCCUCGACACAGCCCGCACGACGCGCCCGUGUCUGCGUCUGACCCGCGCCUGGUGCCAGACGCCCGCCACGGGCCUAUCUAGCAGCCCGUCGCGGUGUGUGGCACACACUGGACGCGUCGGCUGUAGCAACGCACACGGCAGAAGCAGUAGCAGCAGCCGUAACACCCUAGCCCACCUGCCGGCCAGCACGGAGCUAUGGGCGGCUGUUUAAGCGCCUGCCAGGGCGGCGGCGGCGGGGGCGGAGGUGGCGGCAACCGUCGCGGCGGCGGGGGCCCCAACGGCGCCGCCUCUCGCCGCUCCUCCGCCUACAGCGCCUCCGCCGACGCCAGCGUGAAGCGGCGCCUGCCUGGCUUUGGGAUGGAGAGCCACUACCGCACGCUGCAGCUGCUGGGCGCGGGCGGCACCGGCAGCACCUACCUGUGCGAGGACGUGCGGGACGGCCGCCGGGUGGCCAUCAAGUUCAUAUCCAGGCCACUGGCCAAGGUGCUGGUGCCCAUGGUCAGCCAGGAGAUACAGCUCCAAGCCCGGCUGAGCGAGGGUCACAUCGGACUGGUCAAGGUGGAGAGCGCCGUGCUGUCCAAGAGCCACCUGGGGCUGGUGAUGGAGUAUGUGGACGGCGGCACGCUGACCCAGUACGUGAGCCGCCGCACCGCCAGCCGCAUGGAGCGGGGCGGGCUGCACCUGGUGGAGGACGAGGCGAGGUACUUCCUGAGGCAAAUCCUGGACGCGCUGGAGUACCUGCACAACAGCCACGUGGCGCACCGAGACCUCAAGAUGUGCAACGUAGUGCUGACCACCCGGAAGCCGCCCACACUCAAGCUGUGCGACUUCGGCUUCGCCAAGGGCUGGGACGACAACAGCCAGAUGAACACACGCAUCGGCACGCCCGUGUACAUGUCCCCCGCGCAGCUGACCGCCAGCAAGGACAACGGCAAGACCUACAGCGCCACCGCCAGCGACGUGUGGGCGGCGGGCGUGAUGCUGUUCGCCAUGCUGCUGGGCCGCUUCCCAUACGACCACUUUGACUGCCCAGACCCCAACUCCAGCGGGGCGCACGCGGCGGUGUGGAAGGAGAUGCAGGCGACUGAGGACGGCGACUGGCAGAAGGCCGCCCGCGCCGCGCCGCACGUGUGGCUGCUGAGCGACGGCUGCCGCGACCUGCUGACGCGCAUGCUGCAGCAGGACGAGCACAAGCGCAUCACCAUACCCGACAUCCGGCGACACCCCUGGUUCACGGCGCCGCUGCCCACAGACAUGGACCAGGUCAUACAGGACCUGGCCACCCGUCAGGCCCGGCUGGACCACGUGAUCGGCACCGCGGACGAGGAGCAGGUCAAGCGCCGCAACCGGGCCGUGCACGAGCUGGUCGUGCUGGCGGGCAGGCCGCACGGCAGCGCGCCGCCGCCAGCAGCCAGCGGCAACGCCAACGGCGUGGCGGGCCCGGGCGGAGGCGCAGGAGGCGGCGGCGGGCGUGGCUCCAAGUUGGUGGUGGCCAUUCCGGAGGGCGCCGACGGAGCGGAGGGCGGCGGUGCUUCCGGCGCCAACUCGCCCUUCCCCGCCGCCCACACGCCGCAGCGGCGCACGGGCGGCGGCGCGGGCGGGGGCGGGGGCGGGGGCGGAGGAGGGGAGGAGGAUGGCGGCGGCGAGGUGUCUGCGUUCACAGCGGCUGCGGCCGCGCUGGCUGCUGCGGGCGGCAGUGUGCGGUGCGACCGGGACCACGGCGAGGAGGUGGUGGUGGUGGACCUGGUGGCGGUGGCGAGCAGGACCAAGAGCGAUGGGCUGGUGCUGGUGGGCAGCGCCACGCGGGAGCGCGACCCGGACGGCGGCUGCGGCUGCGGCAGCAGUGACGACACCGCAGACAGCGCACUGGUGGGGCUGGCAGCGCAGGAGCAGCAGCAGGCGGGGCAGGCAGAGGCGCCGUCAGUGCCUGGGCCUGGGCCUGGGCCUGGGUGGGCGAGCGGCGCUGUGCCUGAGGGGGCGCCCAUGGCCGCUGCCAGCAGCGGCGCGGCGGCGGAGGGCGAGGCCGCGGCGGCCACCGUGUGAGCCCGCGCUGUGUGGACCUGCGAACCACCUGGUGGCGGAGAGCCUUGUGACACCUGGUGUGGGCAGGCAGGGCACGGGCAGCCAGCGGGGGCCAGCGGUGGCACACAAGCCCUGAGUCGCACGACGGUCCAGCGAUGCCGCCUGCUUAUCGUAAAGAGCAACUGUGGCAGCUUUCGAGCUACUGGGAGGCAGGCAGGCGCGGGAGAGUGAUGGCGCACAGCAGCCACAGUGGCAGCUGGCGGCAGGAUGGCAGAGAGCUGUCAAGGUAUGAGGUACAAGCGCCUUGAAGGGAGACGAGACGGAAUUUUGAUGCCCGUGAACACAAAGCAUACCCAGACGGUCAUAGGCUUAAUUGUGCUCAAGCAAGGCUGUCCUUGGUGCAGAAUAUUGGGGUUGGGUGAUAAUGUGGGGCGCGGUGUGUGGACAUGGCAUCCUGUAUGUUUAUCUGGGCGCUGGAUUGCGCGAAGCCAAUCGAGUCGUUGAGCAGGUUUAAUGUUGUGGCGUGAGAGCCGCCUCACCCCAGUUAGUGCACGUGCUUGAGUGCUGUUGGUUUGCCAGUAGGUUUGCAGAGUAUUGGAUUAGUGUUUGGGCAACGGUAGACAUUGUCUCGCUAUCUAUUAUCCAGCAUGAUAGCAGCAUGACUGGCGCGGGGCCGCAAGGCCUGCGGCGGUGCCAUGGCACUGCUGUGGCCCGCUAUGGACUGACCGGGCCGCAGCAGGCCGGCCGCCGCGGCCGCGCAAGUGCGCGUAAGGCAGGGUGCGGGGCUGGCCGGCCCUGGGUCUGUGCGCCCUGUCGACAGGUAGACGUCAUGUCUGCGUGAGCACAAUGAGCUUUUGAGGUUGGGCUUGACGCAGUUCGUUGUCUAUUUAACGUUUGUUUGCAUGCGCACUUCUGCCCGCUUGGGCUGAGGCGGGUGCUGGAGGUGCGUGUGGAGGUGCCGUGCUGGUGUUGCGGUGUUGGCAGCGGUUGGUGAGGGGUGGGGUGGGAGUGGCGCGGUAUGCUGCACCAGGUGCCUGCUCACCCCACACCACACCACACGUCCCCAAGCCCUGCUCGCACGCCUUGGUGUCCCUGUUGCUGUCCUGGGCGACAAAGUGCUGCAGCAGUACGGCACCGGUAGGAGGACACCAGAGCUCGAGGACAUGUGACUUGGCGUGCUGGCUUGGCGCUGCUGGCUGGACUGCUGGCGUUGUUGCACGCGGCAGCUGUGUGUCUCACUACCGUGUGUGGCUAUGUUUUGGGGCUCAGGGCUACAGGGGCUCAGGCCAACGAAUGCGUAGCGUCAAGCGCGGGACGUUGACUUCUGGGACCGUGGUCGGUUGCGGGUGCCCUGUGCAGGACGCAGGUGUUUGCAGACGGUUGAGACCCGGCAUACGCUUUGGGGACUCGUGGAGAGACCUGAUGCAGCAGCUGAAGGUUUGCUCUGCCGCCGCGGACGGGGCCACGGACGGGGUGGGGCGGGUGGCACAGACGUAUGCGGGGUUGUGGCGCACUCGCCUGCAGGAAAGGGGCCGGCGGAGGCCCCCAUUCUAGUACGGGUCUCAAGUGUAGGCUUCGGCCUCGGUGACCGGACCGCGCUUGACGUCUGAGCUCUGUUUCUGCGAUUGAUGCAGUGUGCAUAUUGGUGCUGAAAGGCCACGUGGAGGCCAGAGUGUGAUUCGGAAUGAAUUUUGCUUGCCAGACCAGAACUUUUUUAUGAUUGACCUGCGUAGUACUUUGUUGCCUUUGGUGUGCGACGAGUGGACUACACCAAGCGGGCCCAGUUGCUCCCCUUGGGCAGCAUUAAGACGCUCAGGAUGGUUGAUGGGAAUGGUGACGUUGACGCGGCUGGCGGGCUGGUGGCGCGAUGCGGCACCGUGCCAUUUGUGGACGCGGCUGUCUGCUGCCAGGGCGGGUACGGGUGGUGGCCCGCCAGCGCGCAAUCGAUUUUGGGAUGGCGAGAGGCACCGGGCGCAGGCGGUGUACAGACACAGGGAGGUGCGGCUGCUGAGCUGUGGUGGCACAAGGCUGGGCGGGGCCUGGAGCUUGCGUGGUCAGUACAAGUGGUACAGGGGCACGGGAUUACAAUGUGUUUGUGUGGUACAAGAUUUCAAGUGUACGUUCCAAAUGCCUGCAACGAGACUAACCGAGCCGCAAGGGCCUCUCGUCUCCUGACGCUGUAUACGAUCUGAAUAGCUUGCACACGUUGCGCAUAACGUUAUUUCUGCCCAAUAGGUUUACUGAUGCGAGGACAGGUAUUUGGUUUGUGACAGAGCAUUGGUAGUACGACAAGCAGCACGGCGGUGCUGUCAAGAUGUUGCUGGUGCGUUGCCGGAGCGAGCCGCGAGCGCUGCGCCUGUGGGCGGGGUUGCCCUGGGCCUCAGGGCUGAUGUCGUGGUGGUCGCAGUACAGAGUGUGCGGCGCCUGGGGGGGGGACCUUGGAACCCACAUGAGGCCCAUGGAAUCCACAUGAGGCACCGCUGAGCUGUGCAGCAAACAAUAAGCUAUGGCAUGGCCCAGAGGGCCACAGCCACUGCGGCGUUGCCUUAUGGGUUACAGUGGUUGCAAAAUAAUGUAACGCGUUGAGUAAGGUGCCGGGGGCGUGCACAUUGCUGUAGGCGUGGGCCAGGCGUGGCUCUGUGCCCCGGAAGCGUUUCGCCGGCGAACUGGGUGCCGGGUAGGUGUGCCGUGUGCCAACAGCCGCCGCAGGUGCUGGUGGUGGCCGCGGCCGCCGUGGGGCAGUAGCAAUGAUGACGGGAUGGGUCUGGAGGCUGCAAUGGAUACUGAGGAGAACUUGAUGCAAUACCUUGUAAUGACAAGAGAAA
Molecule: messenger RNA, 5412 nt
Organism: Chlamydomonas reinhardtii
Lineage: Eukaryota; Viridiplantae; Chlorophyta; Chlorophyceae; Chlamydomonadales; Chlamydomonadaceae
Exons: 11
Coding region: 761-2608 (615 amino acids)
Biological process (GO): intracellular signal transduction; protein phosphorylation
Molecular function (GO): protein serine/threonine kinase activity; ATP binding
Source: RefSeq, a predicted model, not a curated record